Molecule: messenger RNA, 3889 nt
Organism: Drosophila innubila
Lineage: Eukaryota; Metazoa; Arthropoda; Insecta; Diptera; Drosophilidae
Gene: ADD1
Exons: 6
Coding region: 204-3542 (1112 amino acids)
Source: RefSeq, a predicted model, not a curated record
CUAGUUCUGUAUGUAUGCUUCGUGUGUUCGGCUCGGUUCGUCGGCUCACACGAAGUGGCUGCCAUGUUGAAAACCCGAGAUAGUACGACAGCAGUCGAGUGAAAAAUUACUUUAUAUUUCUUUCAACGAACAACAAAAUUUAAACUUAAUAAUUGAAACAAUAAUCGAAUUGCAAAGCGGCAGUGAUCAUUUAACGUGGCAAAAUGAGCAGCACUCCAAGCAGCGAUGCUGUGGCGAAGCUUGCGAAGCCAGCAACGCCUUCGCCAUCCCUGAAAGUCUAUGACUUUGAUUUUACGGGUACAAAAUUUGAAAUGGACGCUAGCAUUUCCGAGGAGGAACGACGCUUUUAUUUGAAAAUGUAUCCCACGGUGGACAUAGUUAAUCAGCGCAAAGUACACUGCACAGUCUGCCGGACACACAUUGGCACAGCUGCGAACUCCGAGAGCAACAUCAAAAUGCAUCCGAUACUGCGUGUCACGCACUGCGUCAAGUGUCACGACUUCUACAACAGCGGCGAGUUCUCUAAAGGAGAAGACGGCUCCGAGCUGUACUGUCGCUGGUGUGGCCAGGGCGGUGAGGUCUAUUGCUGCUCCACCUGCCCAUUUGUAUUCUGUAAAUCGUGCAUCGUCAAGAAUCUAUCGCGUGGUGUUAUCGUGGAUAUUGAGCAGAAUGAGAACUGGAAUUGCUUUAAGUGCACCUCGAAAAUCUUAUGGCCACUGCGUGCUCAGCACUGGGCUUUGGUUAAUUACAUAGAGACACAAAAGAAUGGACUGCAAACAAUUCCAUUGCCUGAGGGGGAAUUGCGUAGACUGAUGAGCAAGGACGGCAGCAAUUGUUGUCGCCUGGCCAAGGCAAAGGCCAACAGUCUGUCCGACUCCAUGGAGAGCCUGGAGUCGAAUGCUUCCAAGCGCAGUCAUGCCAGCUCUGUGAAUUCAGCCAAGAAAGCGUCCAAGCCGCAGGGACCGCCUGCCAAGCGUCCCAAAUCUUCCAACGAUGAAGUUGUGUGUACUCCCGAUCUGCUCAGCAUGCUGGAACCGGACUGUCAAAUCUCCGUGGCACAGAAGCCAGCGGCACGCAAUGUAGCACCAUCAUCAAACAUAACAACCACGCCGCGCAUCAUGACCGUACAGCAGAACUACACUGGACCCAGUCCCACUCCCGGUCCGAGUACAAGCAUCAGCAACGGCAACACUUCUGUCACCCCUCGCAGCAGUCUUCCCCCGCCGUUGGUGCUGAGCAGCUCGGGAAUGCGUUACCGCCAACCAGCUGCUCCCGCUUCAGUGGUGCGUCGCACUGUGGUGCCCAAUGCCAUACGUACUCCUGGACCCGUAUUCCAUACAAUCAAUGGAUUUCGUGUCGAUCUCAAUAGCGCUGCACAGCAGGACUCCUAUCGCCUGCCCAAUGGUCGACUAAUACAGGUCAAACGUCAGGUGCCACUUGGCGGACAGCCCUCGACGACACUGGCGUCUGCUCCGCUGUCCGUCAGUCCACAGGUUAUCAUACGUCAACGUCCAGCGCCACCACAGCCGCGCAUGAUGUCCAACAAUCCCGGCUUUGGCUCCAACAUGGGCAUCUACAAUCCGCAGACGAAUCAACAGCAGCGAGCGCCACAAAUUGUGCGUGUCAACAACGGCAGUCAAGUGCACUCAGUGAAUUUGCCGCCAACAUCAUCCGCAACAACUGCUCCGAAUAGUAAUGGCGGCACCACCAUUAUGAUGACUCCCGCCUCGGUGGCCAAGGGACCCACCCUAGUGCGUCACAUGUUUCCCAACACUGCGAUUGGCACAGCGCGCUCCCAACUGCAGGAUCAGAUCUUCAAUGCCAUGGAAAUCUGUACGCAUUUGACCGGCAAACUGCAGACACUCACCCACUCCAAUGCCUACAAUCAGGCACGCUCAUAUACGGAUCUCAAGGAGCUGUACAUACACUUGUCCUACCUAAUGACCUAUGCCAUUGGGCGCUUCAAACAGCGCCAGGAUAAAUGUCUGGUGGACAUGCGCGAAAUGGGAUUCAAGAAUGAUGCCAACAGUUUGGAGAAUGGUCAAUUAGCUGCUGAAAAACAAGCCAGUGACGAUGAGGACAAUGAAAUUGAGAUUGUGGAGCCCAAAACUGAUACAAUUACCAUCGAUUCAGACAAUGAGGAAGAGAGACCAUCGACGUCUGCUGCCAUCAAUUUACCAAAAGGUUUAAGAAUCACAUCCGUUAAAUCCGCAGCCGCUGCAGAAGCUUUGGUUAAAAAGGAUCCAGUGACCAAUACCAUGGAUAUGGAUACGGACAUUGAUGUGGCGGCCUUUAGCUCAACGAUAUUGGCCAGUUUGCUGGAAGUGGACAUAACUGAAGGCAGCGGCGAGGUGAAAACAAAACCCUCAGUCUCCCCGGGAGGAACCGUACAUAAGAAACAGCCGCGUAAGAAAACAACAAACAAACCAAAUCCAGCACUACUUCAUCUGGAGCGUCAGCGCAUGGAGGAGAUCAAAAAGAAUGAUGCCAAGCUCAAAAUGAAAGUGAUUGUCAAAUUAAGACGAGCGGAAGAAGAACAUGAGGUGGCGCGCAAAUGGAUCGAAGAACAGAAAAAGAUUGCUACGGAAAAAGUGGAAAAACAUAACUUAGAGUCUGAGAUUGAGAACAAGACAAAAUCGAAAUCUGUCGGGAAUAACGAAUCAACAGAAACAUUAAACGAUAAGAGCGAUUUAAGCUAUGAAGAGGCCACUGAGAAGAAUCAUGACAAAUUAAAUGAAAGCAAAGAUAUGGAUACCCGAAGCAAUGAAGAAAAAACAAAGACCUCCGAAGAAAAGCUGCCAAGCACUAAAAAGAGUCCAAAAGAAAUUGAUACUUUAGACAGUAAGGAAACCACAUCUUCCAAAGACACCGAAUCCAUUAAAACUGCUGAUGAAGUUAAUAAAUUAACAGAAGUAUUAAUCGAAAAAGAUUUUAAAUCAUCAGAAGAUAAAAAAGAAACGGAAAAUAUUGAUUCUACUCGAAAUGAAUUGCCCGCUGAAGAAGCUAUGGAAACAGAAACCUCUGAAGAUUAUACAUCUAAAACCACUGAAAAUAUUAAGUCUGCUGUUGAUAAUGCAGAUGAUAUUGAAGCAUCCAAUGAAGUUAAUAAAAAUGAUCUUUUAGUAUCUGAAUCUGAUACAAUAGAUGGCAUAGCUGGUGAUGACGGCAGUACCAAGUGUGAUUCCAUAACAUCAGCAACCAAAACAGUUGACGAAAAGAAUCCUGCAGAAAAUGCCGAAAAAGACAGUAGCAAGACUGAUUCUGUGCUGCCAGCAGAGAAAGAGGACGAAGAAAUUACAGCGACUAAUGCAGAAAAUGUAGAAAAUAUUAAGGCAGAAUCUGAAACACGGAAAACCCAAGCAACUGUUGGUGCUACCAAUGUUGAAACAGAAGCAAAGGAUGUCGAGGAACCUUCAGGGGAGAAUACAAAGAACAGUUCAGAAAAAGCACCCACAUCUUUAGCAACAUGUAAAGAUAGUGAAAGUAGCAGCACUCCAUUAUUAACUGAAACAAAAUCGGACUCUAAAUCAGAUGCAGUUUGAUUUACAUGAUUUGUUCAUAAAUUUUGUUCAUUUGAAAAUUGAAGAUAUCAAAGCUUUUUAUGAACACUUAUCGGUUUAAUUUUGUAAACUCGAAUGUAAUUUGUUAUUAUAGUUUUUAGAAAUAAUGUCAUCUUUUUCAUUUAAACUGCAACAUAUAUAUAUAUAUAAAGCGUUUAGACGUAAGCUCGAUGCAUUUUCAAUCGCAUUAUCUUGUUUUUUUUUUCGAGAAAAUGUUUCAUUAUACAUUAAAGUCCAAUCACUGACUUUAUAUACUUAAUACUGUUUUGGAAUAUUGAUAUUAUGAUUUCAUUUAUUUUUUUAAAUACUAAAUAAAAAACAUGGCGAAA